Molecule: messenger RNA, 12171 nt
Organism: Portunus trituberculatus (swimming crab)
Lineage: Eukaryota; Metazoa; Arthropoda; Malacostraca; Decapoda; Portunidae
Gene: DopEcR
Product: probable G-protein coupled receptor 21
Exons: 4
Coding region: 1088-2224 (378 amino acids)
Biological process (GO): G protein-coupled receptor signaling pathway
Cellular component (GO): membrane
Molecular function (GO): G protein-coupled receptor activity; peptide binding
Source: RefSeq, a predicted model, not a curated record
AACAACAGUAUUGGGAGUCCAGGAAAUGCUGACAGAAGGAAAAAACGCUGACGGUGUGAUCGAGGAAAGCCAAAAAAAGAGAGAAAAAAAGAAAAUAUUACACUUAAAGGUCCUCUCUCUCUCUCUCUCUCUCUCUCUCUCUCUCUCUCUCUCUCUCUCUCUCUCUCUCUCUCUCUCUGUCUGAAGGCCAGCUGAGGAAGCCCGCCAGUGUCACGUUUGUCACAAGAAAGAAUGAAAGGAAAAAACAUUUAGCACAGAGCACGUGACUGGGAGAAGGAAAAGCGAAGGGGUGUGUCUGGGGAAGCGGUGGCAGUGGUGGUGGUGGUGGUGGUCGUGGUGGUGGUCGUGGUGGUGGUGGUGGGCUGUGUGUUCUUUCUGGCCGAUUUGGAACACGUCCCGGGCAGUGUUCCAGCGACCAACAGAUGUGGCGGUGGUGAACACAACACAGCGCAGCGCAGCACAGCACAGUGGCCAUGACAACCUGCACCUUUACUUGCCAGCGCCCAGCCCCUGCCGGCGGCGGGACGGCGUGCUAGAGGCGCGGCGUCCCCCAGCCUGCCCCGCGCGGAGGCUCAGGCGGAGGUGGGUGUGGUGAUGGUGUUGUGGAAGCGGCGGGCGACGGCGUGGGCGGCUGGCGGCGGGUCUGCGUUGUGGAGGUGGUGGUAGGGGCAGCGCGCAAUGGCCUCUCCCCGCCCCGCGGGACCCCCUCCCCCGACAUCCGCCCUCUAGAGCAGUGCCGCGUCCCAGGGGAAGCACGCCCCCCUCACGCCCACGUUCGAGGGUCACUCACGCCCCAGACAUGCUCCCACCCACACCGGGGGCCCCCACGCUAAGACUAAGCUCCCCUACCACCCCACCCCUCACUCUCGCCCCCCCCGACGCCCCACACCACCCCAGAUAACCCCAGUGGCUCAUGUGCCGGCGAGUCCCCGCCAGGUAGGCGCCAUGUGAUAGCCCCUCCACCCUUCCUCUCUCUCUUUCUCUCUCUUCUCUUUCUUCCUUUCCUUCCCCUUUCCCUCCCCUCUUCCUUCUCUCUCUCUCACCCCCUGUCUGUCCCCUCCCCGGAUCGCCCGCGCCCCCGCGAGUCAUGGUGGGCGGCGCCGUGAUCGGUGAUGAUGUCCCCGGGGAUGAAGUGCAACUGGGCUCCAUCCCGCUGCUGGAGACGCCCCCCGGGGAGCAGUCGGCCCCGUCCCCGCGCCUGCUUGGCUAUGGGGCGGGCGGGGCGGGAUACGGCACGGGCUACCCGCCCCACUACAGUGGGAGUGAGAUGGUGAUGAUGGCGGGCGGUGCUCACGUGGGCAUCGAAAACCUGUCCCAGGCGGCGGUGAUCCUGGUGAUCGGCGUGGCCAUCAUCAUCUCCAACAUCAUCAUCCUGGCCACCUUCAUCACCAUGCCAGGCCCGAAGGACGUCAUAAUGUACUACCUAAUGUCGCUGGGAGUGUCUGACCUGGUGGCGGGCGUGGUGGUGGUGCCGCUAAGCGUGUAUCCGGCCCUGGUGCAGCGCUGGGUCUACGGGGACAUGGUCUGCGGUCUGGCUGGCUACCUCGAAACCACCCUUUGGUUCGCGCAACUUUACACCUUCAUGUGGAUUAGCGUGGACCGAUACCUGGCCAUCCGCAAACCGCUCAGGUACGAGACAGUGCAGACGAAGACGCGGUGCCAGUGCUGGGUGGUGUUCACGUGGGUCACCUCCAUGAUGCUGUGCUGCCCGCCGCUGCUCGGUUUCAACAACUCCUCUCACUGGGACGGCGAGGCGUACGUUUGCUGGCUGGACUGGGGCAGCAUGAUCGCCUACGCCAUCACGCUGGUGCCCAUGGUGCUGGGGCCCACGCUCAUCACGCUCUUCUACACCUACGGCUACAUCUUCAACACCAUGCGGCGCCUCAAGACCUGCGUGGUGGGGCAGGACAAGGAGUUUGUGACGGCGCUCACCUCCAACCUGGCCAAUCCAGACCACGCCAUGUCCUUCGUGCUGGUGGUGGCCUUUUGGUUGUCCUGGGGCCCCUGCGUCGGCGUGCGCACUUACGAGUACCUUUCUGGCACCCACAUCGAAGUGCGGUUCCUCCACUUCGCCGUGUUCUGGCUGGGCGCCAUGAACUCCUGCUGGAAGUCAGUGAUCUAUGUGGCCAUGAGCCCAAAGUUCCGGCGUGGCCUCAAGCUGUUCUGUCUCUCGCUGUGCUGCCAGAGAAAGGCGCGCAAUGCCGAGCUCAUCCUAGACUACUGAUCCUUUUUGUGCCGGCGCGUUCCCGUAACUUCUUCCAUGUAUAGUGCAUAGUGAAGGUGCAGCCAGUGUGUGUGCUGAACGAUAUAAAGUGCUUAAUGCUCAAUGCUCUCACACUCCCUCCCCCCGCCCCGCCCUAUGCAGCAGCACCAACAGCAGGAGGAGCAGCAGGAGGAGGAGGAGGAGGUGGAGGACGCAGGGUGUGGAGGGAGGACGUCAUCAAAAUGCUAAGACAGGGACUCCUUUUUUGUACCACCACCAUGUGACAAUCGUGAGGUGUUUGUGCGUGUGUGUGUGUGUCUCUCCGUGUAGCAGGGAGCCCAGGCCGCCCGUGGUGCGUGGGCGAACCCCACCCACCGCGGCGCCGGACAUCAUCCUAGCCGUGUCGUCUAAUCAUUGUUCGUCUUCAUGGAAUGUUAUAUUGUGAUAGGACUCAACCAUAUCAAUGUUUACACAUUACAGAAAUAAUAAUAAUAAUAAUAAUAAUAAUAAUAAUAAUAAUAAUAAUAAUAAUAAUACUACCUAGCGAACUUUGGCAUGAAGAUCAAGUACUAAGUCUGUCUUUUUUAGAGAUGUUGUUGAACGAGUUCAUUUUAUUUUGUGACACUGAUCCUCUCCUCUAACGCUAAUAACUCUACGUGUGUAAUGAAGUAGUGUUUCAACGUGUGCUAGACGUGUCCCGAGAAGUAGAUUACAGGAGUUGCUGGCUUCAAGUACAAUUUGUUACAGUGGAGUGUACUAAAGGUUGUUGUUGACUCAUACGUCUUACAAAUAGUGGAGUGGGUGAGCGCAGGCGCGGCACUGUCAGGGAGGUGGCGAGCCUGUGGGAGUCUGACGCGACGGGCGGGGCUGACCUCACGCGGGAAGGCGAGAGAAAGAAAAGGGAACGUGUCGAGGCGAACAAAAUAGUACUUCCGCUACCUAACGCGUCAUUAGUUGGCUUCUCAUGACAGACUAAAAAAAUAUAUAUAUAUACAUACUAAAAAAAAAAAGUACAUAUACGUAUAUACUGUAUAACAACCUAUUUCACUAAACGUAACACGCUGGCUUGCCACGAUUUCUGUUCUACGCUAGACUUGUACAAAAAAUAACAACAAAUUUUAGCCACGUUCACUUUCUCCCAAAUUCCUGACAGCUUACGGUUCAGUCUUGCUCGCAACACACUCAGCCCGCACCGGGGACACGGAGAAACAGGUGCGUGCGUGUGUGCGUGAGUGCGUGCGUGGAUGAGUGCGAAUACAGGUGCAAAAGGACUAAUAACCUUAAAAACACCUGCACCACUACCACCACCACCACCACCACUUGCUCCUGCAGCUGGCCUCGUCUCAGUGCUGCUUCGAGACUGACGAUUCGAAGCAGCGAGACGGAAAGACGAAACGAAUCGAGGCAACUACAAAAAACGAGCGAGUGAGAGGAUUUGCCGGGCUGAGUGGAGCCCUUAGGAAGAAUUGGAGUAGACUGGAUGCUUUUAGUGGACUUUUUGGAGUGAUGGGAACUUUUUUUCAGCGUAGUGGGCGUGAUGAGGUACCGUGAAAGGGACAGUUGUGGGCGGUAUAGCGAGGAAGGGACCUUAUAAAGCGUUAUCAAGAUUUAUAGCGUGAUGGUCUAGGAAAGGACUGGACGAGAGGGAGACAGAGGGUAGGAUGAAAGGGAGAGGGAAAGGGAUGAGAGGAAAACAUGCACUAUAGCUCGAGUAGAAGGAAGAAGAAGAGGGAGAAUAGGAGUUAAAUAUCCUAGUAAGUGUAAGAAAGAAACAGCGAAAGCGAUGAAGGGAGACUGUUGAAGAACUGAACAUUUUAGUGCAUAAAUGAGGAGUCUUAAAGAGAGGGAAUUAGAAAGGGGAGAAGGAGAAGAGGUACUUUACUGUAGAUGUGAAGCGACAAGAGCUAAACGAGCGGUAGCAGAUGUAGAGAAAGCCUGGUGGUGGAUAGAAGAGAGAGAACGUCAAGUUAGGAUUCAUUGAUGUAUGUGAAGGAUGUGGGAGAGAGAGAGAGAAUGAGGAGGAAAGGGCAGGAGUUACAGAUAAGGAAAGGUGAAGGAUGAAAACCAAGUAGAUUAUGUAGUUUUUGUUCUUUUAAGGAAAGCGAAGAAAGAAAAUAUGAAAUAACGGAAGAGGCUAAAAACGAUAUGAGUUAAAAGGUGGAGAAACUAAGAGAAAGGGAGGAUAAUUAAAGAUAAUAAGAUGUUACUGUUGUUGUCUGUCAAUCUGUUUGUCCGUGUUAUCGGUGGUGAUGCGUGAGCACUAUGGACAAAAGGAGGGCUGUAAUAACCUGAUGCUAAUAAUGAUUCACACCAGUCGCCUCCACCACCACCAUCACCACCACCAAUCUCUAGGCAGCUAAAGCUUGAAGCGAGAAAACAACACCAUUAAUAAUAAUAAUAAUAAUAAUAAUAAUAAUAAUAAUAAUAAUAAUAAUAAUAAUAAUAAUCGUAAUUGUAACAACCAAGGGUUUGUUUUACAUCGAGUGACUUUGUGUCCGUCAUUUUCCCGUUUUCCUUUCUCGCUCGUUUUUCUUUCCACCGUCUCCGCUUCGUGAGUACAUUUUCUUUUCCUUUCCCGCGGUUCAUUUCCCUUCGAUACGUUUUCUCCGUUAUUAUUACUACGUGUGCGUUUUUGUAGAGUACAUCUGCAGCUAGGUUAAGUAAGGGACCCUCUCCUCCCCACGGCGUCACAGCGGGGGAGGGAGAGAUGUUUGUUCGUUACGAAUGUGUUACGGAUGAUUGUUACCAUGCUCCCGUGUUCCUUGUGGCAGCCCGCGGGAUGUUAUGUGGAUCUGUGUGACGCCACACGCGCGUGUGGGAAGGAACGGGGACAAAUUCUCCCUCUCAUUCUCCCCUCAAAUAGAGAUAUAAAGAAAAAAUGUAAUAAUUGUUUUCUGGAGGGAGAAGAAUAUAGGAGGGAGAGGAGGAGGAGGAGGAAGAGGAAGGUAUAAAGAGGCAAAAACAUGACAACACUGCAGCGAUGGAAAGAAUGAAUGGCAGAGUUGAUAUAUUUUCUUAAUUUUCCUGAGAAUCAAAGCAUUUCAUUAGUCGGCGGUUGUGUGAGGGAGGAGGAGGAGAAGCAGGACUCGAGGUUGGCAGCGGCCCCUCGACGGCGACUGCUUCUUGUCACUAAGGCAGUUCAGGGUUUUAGUUGUAAGUGUUUCCUUCCUCGUCUUUUAGAAGAAGCUCAGGUGCGACGGUCAGACUCUAGUACUAAUUAAAGACAGGUGAAGGAAAGUAAUUUUUUAUUAUGAAGGAAAUGAAGCACUGAAUGAAGCACUAGGUUGGCCGGCGUCCCGUUCCAAGGAAAUAAUGAUAAACAAAAUUAUGCAAUGCUUCGAGUCGCCACAUUGAGAUGAAAAAGAGUAAUUUGAACUCUCAAUGGGAACAUGAUUCAUAAAUGAGUCUAACUUCACAGUCGUUCAUCCUUUUCAUGGCCAAGCCAAACGAAAACAGAAAGUGUGAAGGUAAAAAAAGAUAUCGCUCUGACUGCUCUGAUAAGACACAAUUUUAUCUUCACGAGUUUUGUCCGAAGAUCAAGAUUCUAAACCCGGCGAAGUAUAACGAAAUGGCUCUUGAUCUUUAACUUUCGGAGCGUGGCGCCUGGCGGUGCUGCGCGGCGACCCGUGAGUGUGAAGCGGCCUGCUGGUGCCUACAGCGUUUCAAGUUAUUUGGAGACUCGUAAAGUGUAGCCCGUGGGAUCACCUAACUUUCCAAGCCGUGAAAUAAUUUCUAUGCACUUCUGGAAUCAGCGCGUCCACUCACAUCAAGAGUUAAGCUUUGUGUGAGCGGCACCUCGUUAGCGCCGCCCAGCCGUCACCGGAGCUCGUGAAGAUGUUUGUGUCUGACGAGCAGGUGCACAUGUGUCACAGCCGAAUAAUCUAGGUAUGGGAAGAAAAGCUUAGUUGUUCACAAUACUAUAUCGAAGAAAUUAUACUUAAAAAAAACGCAACUUUUUGUGAACGUUAUUUUGGAAUACCUUGAUAAAUCAAAUAUACAAAAGUAGAAAUAAGAUGAGUAACGACGCACCAUAACAUAUGAACAAAUCGAAAUCAGAAAAAGUACUUUGUAAUAAUCUGAAAUAGAAAACUGAACUCACGAGAUAUAGGGAAAUUUUCAACCAGUAUUCACCCUAGGAGAGAAGGCGAGGCGAGAAGCAAGCGUUUCAUAGGCAGAGACGCCGCCUAGCCAUCCAUGCUGUCUCUCUCCAUCGCGGGAACACUCGCAGCUGAGGAGAGAAGGAAGCAAGGAUGAUGACCGUAAUAACACGGAGAAGGUGCGUCACGGCUUAACUUAAUAUUCAGUGUGGGACGGGACAGGGCAGGGCGAGGUGAGGCGAGGCUACAACGCAAUUUGAAAAGAAAAAAUAAGAGUGAUCGCCAUUCUUGUUCUUAAUUAUUAUCAUUCACCGAUACUUCUCCGAUCAAUUGUCAUAGUGAACUCAGAAAAAAACAGCAUUCAAGUUAAUACGAAGUGAUGCAUAUCGUAUUUACGAAAAGAAUUAUAUUUAUACAAAAACGAAAGGAAAUCACAUAAGUAUACAUACAUCUAUUUUGAUAAAGGAGAGUGAUUAAUAAGGGAAAAAUUAUUAUAAUGCUUGGAAAUUGUUAUGAAGGUGACAGACGUGCGGAAGGUGAACGGUUCAAUCACGGAACUUAAGAUUGAGAAAAGGCAAUCUUCAAUCUUGACUUGUGCUGGCGCGGAAGAAGCCACAGCAAGCAAAGACCGCUGCUUAUUGUAUAUUUCACACCAUAACGCUUCUCUCACACUCGAAAAUAUCCAUACAUCUCUAUUUUUUUACACUGCCUCCUAUCUCAAUUGAGGCCUGUACCGAAUUAAUAUUUCCUUUCAAAGCGGGGCGGGACGGGGAAGGCGGAGUGGGUUAGUGAGGGGCAGACGCCGUGUUAGUGUUUUCCAUCGCUUUAUGUCAGUCAGUCAGCCUCGGCGCCGCUUCAGCUCAGUCAGGAGGGACGUGGACGCCGCCGCCGCUGAGAUAACAGAAUGCACUAGAUGUAGGCUUUGGUAGGGCGGUCGGUCGCGUGUCGCCGGCGAGUCUGCGUCGGCUGCACCUACUCUUGCUUCGAGCCGCUGCUGUGUUGUAGCAUAGCAUAGCCACGCCACUCGGACAGGCCUCGCGCACCCGCCGAUGCUUCCACUGUUCCUCUGCGGCUUCAUGCGUGUGAAAAUGGACUCACUUCUCUUGUAAGAUCAUUAUGGCACCGACUAGGGAUACGAAGAGAAUACUCAUUGCACCUCACCUGGCGCCAUUAUGACUUCGUGGUUUUGGCGCCGUCAUUCAAUCACGCACGCUUUGACAACAGACGGCGGGUCCGCAACGUGUAAGAUCACUGCGAACGCUCCUAGUCAUCAGCUCACCAGCCAUGCUUGUGUCCUAGGUUGUCAUUCCCUUUUGCCUAACUACCUACGGCUACUUCCUGAACAACCAGACUCACUGAUACUCAUUUAAGAACACGAAUAUCAGCUAUUACGGGACUUUCGGGAGAGAAUAGCUUAGCAAAGCCUCACUCUUCCUCCUGAACUUUGUCUCAUUAAAAGUUCACUUAAAAGCAUAGGAAUUAACUUACGAGAGACUUUCAGGAGAGACAUAGACCUAGAAAAGUCUGAUUCUUACUCCUGAACUUUGUCUCACGCAAUACUUAUACUUCAAAACACGGAAAGUAACUUUAGAGGGACUUUCAGGAGAUAGAAGCCUAGGAGAUCCUUCCUCUCUUAUCCAUGUCACCGCUACACACCAAACACGCAUGAAGACUGCAGGGGAGGGCGCCGUGGUAGGGUGAGGGCGGGUGGUCGGGGCUCCAGCAUGAGGCGCCACACGUACAGCGAGGCAAGACAGGGGUCCACAGGCCACUCCCGCGUACAGCUGCUGCUUAUCAGACGCUUCCUCCAAAUUCCAAUGAUAAAAAAAAAUAAUGCUUAGGUCUCGUAUGCUAACAGGUCAAUCUCUCUCUCUCUCUCUCUCUCUCUCUCUCUCUCUCUCUCUCUCUCUCUCUCUCUCUCUCAGCGAAUCGCAAGGAAAGGGUGAUCCUACACUAGAAGAUGCGAAUUUAAGUAGAAGAGACAACUUCACAAUGAUGAUGAUGCAUAAUGAUGAUAAUGAUGAUAAUGAUAAUAACUAUAAUGUAACAAUAAUAAUAAUAAUAAUAAUAAUAAUAAUAAUAAUAAUAAUAAUAAUGCUCAGUGUCUGCAGUCUGGUGCUGUCACAAUAUAUAAUCUUAGUCUCUCUCUCUCUCUCUCUCUCUCUCAUAGCUACCUAGAAAACCAACAAAUAACUCGGUAACAGUGUCAUCUAGAGGCGUAGAACAAACAAUACAAUACAGUAAACAUGUUCAAUAAACAAAGGACGUCAGGAGGAGGCAGUGUUCGUACGUACGUACGUGUGUGUGUGUGUGUGUGUGUGUGUGUGUGUGUGUGUGUGUGCGCGCGCGCGCGAGCGUGUGUGUGUGUGUGUGUGUGUGUGUGUGUGUGUGUGUUACGCGCGUUCACUGUUCCGGUUUAGCGUCGUGGGUUCGGCUUGGCUUUGUCCCCGAGCGUUGUGGCGGCGCGGGCAAGUAGGUUGGCACUAACGCCACCACAGACGGUAGAAAAUACAUGAGUCUUGGUGAUGCGAUGCUAAUAAUGGUCACCUAGCUACUCAUACUAGCGCUACUUAUAAACACAAUUUAAAUAUUCAUAGAUUUCCGUCAUUACCAUUCGCGGAAACCAUCCAUGUCAUUAUUCUUUUUUUUUUUUCUGAAUCGAGGAUGCUUUGUUUCUCUCUCUCAGAAUCCGUAAAGCUUAACUGGAGCAAAUCGUAAGUAUACAUUUUUCCUUUCUUCAUGAUUCAUUAAACUUACCAGAAGGCAGUUGGUCCCUCUUGUUUAAAUUCGAGUUCACCUUUUCCUUCACUGUUUGAUGACACAGCAGCGUUCACUGGACAUAUGGAAGCGAGCAAGUUGAGAUCAAAAUCUGCCAUGACUGACAGCGGGAACAAGUUUGCCUGCAGCCAGUCAUGUCUGACGACCUUGCCUCCUUACUCAGCUCGUGUGCAGGCAAAGCUCUUCACGGCGAUCAAUAGUACUUCCGUAUUUACAGGGUUUCUAUUUUGUGAUACACCUCCAAUCUCUCGUUCAAGCCCCACCGGGACGCGGCUGCUGGGCGAUGAACAGCCUUGGCGAGCACCCCUGAUGUCAGCACGGCUGCUGCUGCUGCUCCUCCCUUGGCGGGGACCAGCAGCGGGCGGUCGUGCGGCGAACAGUUGGCAGGAAAGUCGCACGCAUUACCUCAGCCAUGCAGGACACACUCUGAUACGCAAUAUAACGUAUAAUGGAAUUAUCUGCGACGCACCAAGUGUUAAAAAUCACAUCAAAUAAAUGCUGGGAGAGAGAGAAAACAAGGCAACAGACAAAAAGGUUCACCUUGGCCAAAACAUUUCAAGUCUGCUGCAAUGUGCAGUACUUCCUUAGAGCAGCAGGACGCCCUCCCCACACCGGGAAGUGAUGGUCCGAGCUGUCUGGCUCACACCCCGGGAUCGAGGGGCGCAGCGCAGCGGUGACUGUUGGAAAGAGUCUGGAGAAGAGGAACAAAAGAGGAAGGGAGGAGGGAGGAAGUCUGUAGUCUGUACCCUAAAAGUUAACACUACCACUUUCGGGUUCCUCUUUACUGGGCGCCCCAACUCCCCGUAAAAGCUGUGGUGCAACCAGCACUCUUCUCCUUCGUAGACUUGCAAAUCUACAAACAUUACAGUGUCACCGAGACCGUGGCAGUGAAAUCUAAUAACUUUCUCAAAUCUUCCUUUUCUCUGGGUUUCCUCCUUAUUUCCUCCUGCUCCCCUGUCCAUCCUCCACCUCCUUGACGCUGAGAAUAACUUAAUUGAAUAAGUUCUUCUUUAUCUUUUUCUUUCAGUUCUUCAUUACACCUUCCGCCUCUCUCUCUAUCUCUAACCUGAAGAUCACUCUCUGACGCUGGUGAGCCAAAUAGCUCCUCGGCGCGCACACAUACGUGCCCUGACGCCGUGUAAACCAAUCAAUCAAAGUAAAGAAAUCUCCAUACGCUUGUUUUAUCAGGGUUGGCGGGCGGCGGGAGGCAGGCAGCGGGAGGGAGGGGGAGCUGCCGUGCCCUGUGUUACCGCGGUCCAUUUUUUGUGUUUUCGUGACGCAAAUCUUAGUAGACAAGAAUGUGUUGUGUAAAUAUUUCAUCAUUUUGACGAUAGGAUUAUUAUCAUCUUGUUUGUGUGUGUGUGUGUGUGUGUGUGUGUGUGUGUGUGUGUGUGUGUGUGUGUACGGAAGGAGAGGCAGUUCGAGCCAGUGUGCGAGUCAGUGAGUUAGUCCCCGUGGCGGUGCGGGGUCAAUAAAUUUAUUUCCUUAUCUUUAUUUCCCCUUGAGCUCCUUCCUUGCCCUGAUCUGCACAAUGCCAGUUUCCUCCCCGUCCAAACGCACGCAGGACAAACAGAUCUACCAAUAAACUACAAACACAGAAUUGAUUAUUUUUUGUUCUUGGCGCCAUCGGUAUGUCAUGACUAUUCUUAGCGUCAUCUGCGUGCAAGAAUCCAAAAGAAUAUUAUUAAAAAAGCAAUCCUCUCAAAGUUUAGAAUAUAGUACUUGGUGUCUUGGCAUCUGAAUCAAUUAUGGAAGCUCUACCUCGUCAAUUGAUCGCUACUUCACGUGCAGUCAGCAUUACGUGGAAUGAACGCGUGGGAUGGGAAGGCGUUAUACGUAACCAGUCUUUUCUCCCAGUGACUCCUGAUCUUGGGUUGAGAUACAAGACUAGGAUGGGAAUCAUUUAAGCCAAGGGAUGCAGUUAGUGGUGUAGGAAGGCGUAGAAUGAAGCUGCCGUGUGACUGUUGUUCUCUCUAUUCAGUACAGAGAAAUGAAAAACCACGAAUUCAUCCUACGUUUUCCUACACCACUAACUCCACCCCGUCUGCUCCUUCCCGCCGCUCAUUGCCUCGUAUUCGCUGCCUGUUCGAACCAUACAUCUUUCCUCUAUCUCAGAAUGAACUGAAUUAAGUGAAGGAGCAAGGAGGAUGAAUCUUAAACUCUCCUGUCUGACCAUGCUAUGGGAGGAAGCUGACUGCCCUUGCACUGUAUGGAGAGACGGAAAUUUAAGGUCAAGUUCCGAAGCAUCACUUAGUUGUUCAUUCUCACUCAUAGCUUGGUUCGAAAUCCCUGAACUUUGAAUUAUUCAUAUUGUGUCCAUUUGUUUGCCAGAAUGGUGAAUGAUGCAACAAAAACUUGUGUAUACUACUUAAGAAAAAAUACCGGAAUAUGAGAAGGUUUUACGUACUGCUCAAAAGUUACCGUUAGUGAUAAUGCGACACUUGUAUAACUACUUACAUCGUUCGUGUUUUUGUGUUUUGGUCGCAGAGUGUGUGUGUGUGUGUGUGUGUGUGUGUGUGUUGACGCACGCGCACGCUUCCUAUGCUCCAAAGAAAAAUAUGAUAAUAAUGGGAGGGAGGGAACCGGCAUCGUGCAAAUCCAUCGAUGUGUUCAAACGAGUCCCUAAAUCAAUUCAACCUUUGUAACAUUAAGUGCAUACGUGGUGUAAAAUAACAAACAUUUUGUUUUUCGUUGUAAUGCGAAUUUCUCUCAAAAUAAAAACCCAGUAAGCUAAUAAGGGCGUCAACAUAAUGCAAUAAGGAGAAAUCAGGAAAUAAAAAAAAAAUAACAAAAAAAUAUAUAUACUGGUAGGUGUAGCCUAAGUCAGUGCCGGGGACGAGUGUUGGGACAUCCCGGGUUCUCAGAGGGCGAGCAGAUCCAGCCCAAUCACAGCACGGCAUUCACUCACAACGACCAAUAGAAAUCAAGCUUUUUUCUCUUUUCUCUAACUACUUUAUUGUGGCUUUCUGCGUCGCCCUCUGAAAAUGGCGGGGAAGAGAAUCCUUUCUUUAUUUUACUUGAUUACCUGUACUUCCUUAGAUUCGCUGGCAACUUUGUAAUAUGGAAGAGAUUUAAAUAAAGUCAAGCAGCAAU